Messenger RNA from Gigantopelta aegis, 2691 nucleotides. Its product is annotated as multiple epidermal growth factor-like domains protein 10. The record is from RefSeq and is a predicted model, not a curated record. Lineage: Eukaryota; Metazoa; Mollusca; Gastropoda; Neomphalida; Peltospiridae. Bases 373 to 2217 code for a protein of 614 amino acids. The transcript is spliced from 8 exons.
GUUCGAGAACUACUUGAUUUGUACCCAACAUGGCCAUUUGCUUUACCGUGAAGCGGAUACGUUAAUCUGGACGAUAGUUUUCUACUAGAUCUGGCUGAAUUGAAACGGUGGAUUUCCCACAAACUGGAGCAUUGAUUAAGCAAGAUGUUGUUGGUAAUAAUUAAUUCCUCGUGAGACAACAUGAUAAGUCUUCUGGUACGUGCAGUCCUGUUGCUUCUCUGCGUACAGAGCGGUUUGGAACAAGUCAUACUGAUUCCCGAGAAAUGUGUGACAUCAUCCCGGAAAACUGAAUUAUAACGGUGGAUUUCCCCCAAGCUAGAGCAUUGAUUAAGCAAGAUGUUGUUGGCAAUAAUUAAUUCCUCCUGAUACAGCAUGUUAAGUCUUCUGGUACCUGCAGUCCUGUUGCUUCUCUGCUUACAGAACGGAGUGACUUUUACCUGUACAGACUAUACAGACUUAUGUUCGCACAGUGCCUGUUAUGAUAGACAUCUUAUGUACUGCAUGAAGACGUGUCGUAUUUGUACAGACACUGACUGUGUAGAAGGAUACUUCAGAACUCAGAACCCACACGAACCCUGUCGUCCGUGUGAGGAAGCAACAGUAGAAGACAAAACCAAAGGGAUAUUUGAAAACUAUUGUCCACAAUGUCAAACUAAUGGGAGACAUGGUCAAGAUUGUAAACAUAACUGCAGUGAAGGAUGCGUACAAAAGAAAUGUGAUCGUUGGACUGGUGUCUGUGAGAGGUGUAAAACUGGCUAUUAUGGAAGUAAAUGUUUCAAAUGUGGACACUGUGAUGUCUGUGAUGAACAAGGUGUCUGCAGUGGUAGCUGUCAUCAAGGGUGGUUUGGAAUCUUUUGUAAGGACAAUUGUUAUGUGAAAUGCAACAAAUGUGACAGGUCUACUGGACAAUGCUAUCAAUGUGCAGUAGGUUAUUCUGGUACUUACUGCACUGAACCCUGUCCCACAACAUGUAGGAUUAUAUCUUGUCAACAAGAUGGCACGUGUCCUGAAGGUUGUAAGGAUGGUUUCUAUGGAGACAAGUGCUCAAAAACCUGCAGCACCAACUGUUUAAACAAACGUUGUCACCAAGGUAACGGAUCGUGUGCAGAUGGUUAUCUUCUGCGUUACCUUGGCGAAAAGUUUGACAUUACGUGUCAUGGAAUGUGUCUUGGCAACUCCUGUGACAGUCCUAUGGGUAAAUGUAAAGAGGGUUGCAGCAAGUCCGAUGUGUACGGUCCUUUCUGUAACUAUACUUGUAAUGGUAACUGCGAGUCUGUGCGAUGUCAGAGUGAUGAGUCUGGUAAUGUUCUGUGUAGUGCUGUGUGCAUCCGUGGUAAAAUGGGAGACCACUGUACAGAGGACUGUCCUGCGUAUUGUCACGGAUCAUGCGAUCAAACAUCUGGUAGGUGUUUAAAAUUAUGUAGGUCUAGAAACGACUGCUCUGAAAGGUGCCCUGUUAACUGUCUCACGGACAACUGUCUCCAGGACAACGGCACCUGUACACAUGGUUGCAAACCUUCUUUCUAUGGAGCCCCGUGUUCUAAGCUCUGCAGUAAUAACUGUAGGAAAUCAAAUUGUCAUAUGGAUCCAGGACUAACCUGCGUGGAUGGAUGUGUUGGUGGGUGGAGAGGAAACUACUGUGAACAGAAGUGUCAAGACAUUUGUUCUGUUUGUGACCAAAACUCUGGAAGAUGUAGUGGGUGCCUGGAGGGGCUGUAUGGGGAUAACUGCGAUAGUCUUUGUGCUGACGGGUGCCCUGUGUGUAAUCAGGUCUCUGGAACAUGUAUGGCGCCCCGAGAUGAAGAUCAAAGAAAAAACAUUGAUGGAAUGUACAUGAACAUCACGAAACCUAACUUUGUGCUCCUGUCUUUGAUCGUGUUAGUCAUCAUUAUGAUUCUUCUUGAGGUUAUUGUGCACGUGAUACGCAGGCGGCCGAUAUCCGAAAAAUUAUCUUCUGGAUCACAUUCAUUGACAACCAUACACUCGAGUUCUCACAGUUAUGACACGAUUGACGAUAGUAGGUCAGCAACGGAUUACCAAACAAUUCCGAUGAGCACUGAGAGCUCCAUGGCAUCACUACAGAUACCACCUCUAGCGGAAGUAUUUGAUGACGUUGAGGAACGUCAGUGGCUCAAAUGUAAUAGUCACGCAACAGAUGGCAGUGAGAGAUCUACGUCAUCGCUUUAUUUAUUUAUUCAACCUGACGAACCUCUAUAGGGAUUAAGGGGAAAUCUUACUAUCGCACGCAGCGCCACUAUAUUAAGCAGCUGUAGACGCGUAAACUGGCAGCGCGACAGUGGCGUGACAUCAGGAUAGGUUUAGCACUGAAACAUGCAGUGACGUAACACAGUACCGUCUGUCUAUAUCGGCUAAUAACCAUAGUCUGUUUUUUGUUUUCACAACAUGUUUUCAUAUAUAAUUUGUGUUUGUGUCAACAUAGAGUUUUACCAGAAAGAGAGAGAGAGAUAAAAGUCUAUUAUGCUCAGUGAAAUUAAAUAGAGGAUACUCCCCGAGUGUCAUUAUUUAUCAGCACUCGUUGAUAAAAGUAUGAAAUCCGAAGCUUGCCGAGAAUUUUUAUACUUUUAUCAACGAGUGCUAAUAAGUUAUGAUAAACAUGACACGAGGGGGUGGGGGUAUUCUUGUUAUCAUCCGUUAUCAUUCUUUUUAUCGUUCAUUAUGAAUUUUUUUUCA